GGGCCCUUGGCUGCAGGGAAGUUCCCCGACUUUAUCUCCUUGUUGGACAACUACAAGACAUCAACUGGUGUAGCAGAAGUGGUGACUCCAGAAGAAAUAGUUGAAAACAAUUGUUUUCUUGAUGCCAUCUUAGCAACAGAAGUCAUGAAACUAGCUCAUGGAUAUCUGCUUAAAAAAAACCUAGCAAAGCCAAACCUUGCUGAUUUCAAAUAUCAGCUCUAUGACAUCUGGUUCCAGCUCUAUGCCAGGAAAGAAGGAGACAGUAAGAAAGAAAACCCAACGAAUCCAGACAAACAAGAGUUUGAAUUUGCCCUUUACAUCGUCCUUUUCCUGCUGGCUGAAGACAGAGUCACACGUGAAACAGUGAAGAUAGAAGAAUAUGAGCUACAGAUGGUUGUUUGCUGCCAUGGGCACCACAUUGGAACAGCAUAUCCAGUACUCCUCAGCAUCAGUAGUGAAGACCAGUAG
Molecule: messenger RNA, 468 nt
Organism: Opisthocomus hoazin
Lineage: Eukaryota; Metazoa; Chordata; Aves; Opisthocomiformes; Opisthocomidae
Product: poly(U)-specific endoribonuclease-like
Molecular function (GO): RNA endonuclease activity
Source: RefSeq, a predicted model, not a curated record